Durio zibethinus is the source of this 885-nucleotide messenger RNA. RefSeq lists its product as uncharacterized. The record is from RefSeq and is a predicted model, not a curated record. Lineage: Eukaryota; Viridiplantae; Streptophyta; Magnoliopsida; Malvales; Malvaceae.
AAAAGAAACCUAAUUUGGUGGCUGACCAAGCAGUCAUUAGUCAAAGCAUAGGCAUAACAGCUGAGAAACGUGACGUGAGAGAGCAGAAGGAAGAUCAAAGAAGUGUUGCGAACAAUGAGCGAAGGUCCAAAGCUCUACGACAACAAACCCAAAAAAGCUAAAUUGAAACAAUUUCAAGAGCAACAUACAGGAAAGGAUUUUGCUUCAACAUCAUCAGGUGCAGCAGCAUCAUAUCAAAUGGGUCCGCCACCACCACCACCUCAGCCUCCCAAGGAAUCGUUUGCAAGGCGUUACAAGUUUCUUUGGCCUCUUCUCUUGGCUAUUAACUUAACUGUUGGAGCUUACCUUUUCAUGAGAACAAAGAAAAAGGAUACAAGCAUAACGGAAGAAGAUGUAGCAGGAGAUGUAGGUUCAACUCCUGUUUCAACUACAACUUUCACUGCCCCUCCAGUUACUGAAAAGCCAAUACCUGCACCAUCCAUCACACAACCUGUGAAGUUGCCUGAACCUAUUCCAGACAGUCAGCAGCUUGAACUUUUUAAGCAUAUAUUGGAAGAGAAAAGGAAAGUCAAACCGAAAGAUCCAGAGGAGAAGAAGCGCCUUGAUGAAGAGAAAGCUAUACUCAAACAAUUUAUUCGAGCAAAAUCCAUUCCUAAGAUAUGACUGAUAGGCUUUGUCCAAACAUGGAUAUUUCCUUCUUUCAGAAUUUUGGAAGUUUGGUUUCUUGAAUUUCAAGUUUUCUGUUAGUUAUGUGAAAUCUGCUAGAAAUUGUAUCAUUUUCUUGACAAGUACUUUCCCAAUACAAUUGUCGCCAUGUAAAUUUCAGGCAUUAUUGCCUAGUCUGCAACUGUUAAAUCUGCAAUGAAUAAUUGGUGAUUAGAAUUA